This is a messenger RNA of Lethenteron reissneri (Far Eastern brook lamprey), 2772 nucleotides long. RefSeq names its product hyaluronidase-1-like. Gene Ontology annotation, cellular component: cytoplasmic vesicle. Gene Ontology annotation, biological process: hyaluronan catabolic process; carbohydrate metabolic process. The record is from RefSeq and is a predicted model, not a curated record. Gene Ontology annotation, molecular function: hyalurononglucosaminidase activity. Lineage: Eukaryota; Metazoa; Chordata; Hyperoartia; Petromyzontiformes; Petromyzontidae.
GAGCGUGCGUGAGUGAAAUGAGGAAGUGAAUCACCAUCAUCAUUGUCAUCAUUGCAGUUGUGCCCUGCGCUCUUUAAACUUGCCCGGGCAGUCGUCGCGCGCUCCAAUCACCGUUGAGUCGCCGCAGGUUUUACACACGAGACCGCGUCUGGCUGCGCACCAUCCAAGCAGGAAGGGAACUCAACUUGCAGCGACCCCCCCCCCCCCCAUCAUCGGCGAGUUCCCUUCCACGCGAGAGGCAGACAACUUGUUAUCACGCCGUGCGGAGAGAAACUCAACAAAAGUUACUUUGACGCCGAAGACCGCUCUAAACGUCGCUGACAAGCGAUCUCCAAACCAGGCCCGGGCCUCUACACUUUUCACCAAUAGGCACUGACCAGCACGGCUUCAUCAUGAAUGCACAACUCCUCUUCCUAUUCAAGUCACUCUUCUGGCUGCUCGUGUUCCUGGGGAGACCAACUACACAGCAGCAGCAGCAUCACCAGCGGCAGCAGCACGGGGUGAAACUGGGCUCCAUCCUUAAAGGCAAGGCUUUCACAACGGUCUGGAACGCCCCCACAGAGUUGUGCAGCAAGCGCUACAACAUCAGCCUGGACCUCAACGUCUUCGACAUCGUCAUCAACCCCAACGAGUGCUUCUGCGGAGACAACAUGACCAUCUUCUACCACACGCAGCUGGGUUACUACCCAUACAUCGACGAGCACGGGGCACUGAAAAACGGCGGCGUUCCGCAGAGCGGUGACCUCGCGGGGCACCUGGGCAAAGCACGGGAGGACAUCCGCGCGAAAAUAAAAGGCAAGGAUUUUGAGGGCCUGGCUGUCAUCGACUGGGAAGAGUGGAGGCCUCAGUGGAGCAGAAACUGGGGCAAGAAGGACGAGUACAGGAAGGAGUCCAAGACAAAGGUGAAGCACGCUCAUCCGAGCUGGCCCGAAGACCUCGUGGCCAAAGAGGCGCAGAAGGAGUUUGAUAAGUCCGCGCGAGAUUUCAUGGAGCAAACGGCGCGGGUGGGGCAGAGCGAAAGGCCGGGCGGUCUCUGGGGCUACUACCUCUUCCCGGACUGCUACAACUACGACUACAACAAGACGGGGCCAGAGUACACGGGCCAGUGUCCAGACGUGGAGCGUGUGCGGAACGACCAGUUGCUCUGGCUUUGGAACAGCAGCACGGCCCUCUACCCGUCCAUCUACCUGGAGAGGCCGCUCAAGUCCACGAAGUACGUGCGCAAGUUCGUUCACCACCGCGUGAAGGAGGCCAUGCGAGUGGCCAGCAUGCCCAAGCCCGGUUCCAUCAUUCCCGUCCUGGUCUACGCACGGAUUGUCUACACCUACACCCUCGACUUCCUCUCGCAGGUGGAUUUAAUGCAUACCGUUGGAGAGACUGUUUCUCAGGGAGCAUCUGGGAUCAUUCUCUGGGGAGACCACCUUUAUGCCAAGUCUGCGGACAACUGCCGGGCGGUGAAGGCCUACGUGGACGACAUCCUUGGGCCGUACCUCAUCAACGUGACUGCCGCCGCCAAGCUGUGCAGCGAGGCCCUGUGCGAGGCUCACGGGCGCUGCGUGCGGAAGCACCCGUCCUCCACGGCCCACCUCCACCUGAACCCGGCGAGCUUUCGGAUCGCGCCCCCAGAGGCCUCCGCCGACCGCCGCCGCGGGAGAUGGCAGGACCGGGUGGUCGGCCGAUUGCACCGCAGCGACGUACGUGCCAUGAAGGAGGCGUUCCGGUGCCAGUGCUACGCGGGGUGGGAGGGGGCUCGCUGCGAGCUGCCCAUGGGUCGAAAGAGAAUGAGCGCCUGCCACGUGGCCCUGCACAACUGCUGGGUGGUGGGACUGCUGCUGUUUCUUUUCCUCGCAAUGUAGGUCGCUCGCUCGCCCGCCCGCCCGCCCGCCGUGUCGCGAUGCACUCAGUUUACACGGGCGUGCCCCGCAACGAGUGCGGGUGUGUGUGAGUCCUCCACACCUAUAAUACUAUAAAUACGUAAAGUAAAAGGUACAACGGUGCGGUCUGCAAUUGUGUAAUCGCGCAACUGCUCGUGGAAGGGUCUCCACCGCAGGGAGCCCUAACGGGUGUUUUGGCCAACUCUUCCACAAUGACCGGAUGUCUUGGAAGAGGUGGAAGUGCCCACACUUUAGCCUACCACGCUGCUGAAUGACCAGUUGUGUCAAUCCUCGGCUAAACUGCUGGGUGGGAGAUUUCAUAAACCUGCUGCGCCGGGAGAUCAAACCAGAGACGUCCGGAUUGCAUGUCCGGUGUGCUAACCGUUACACCACAGCACAUCAUGCAAGUGAAGUACUUGAAUGUGUAUUUAACGAAAAAGCAAUCUGAAGGGAACGUUUACAUCUGCAGUAUUUUCACUCGCCACAGCUUUCAACUAUCUUGACACAAGAGACAAUGUAUAUUAACAGGCCAAUCUGUGACUUGUUGAGGCCAGAGGCACGGUGCAUAUAAUUAAAUUCAUCUUUAUAUGUGUUAACAGCUCUCAAUAUCAUGCUAUUGGGUACUGAUAUAUAAACAUUAUGAUGCCUGCGUGCAGAUGUGUAGCAUUUCAUAUUGAAUAUAAAUGUGUACUAACUUGUAUAAAUAUUACAAUUUAGCUGUAAGUGUAUAAUCAUAGACACAAAUAUUGGUGAAAAGAUUGUGGGAAUUAUUGACACUUUUAUAAAUGUAGAUUGCAAUAUGUAUUAUAAUCCUAAUAGAAAUUGCCUGCUUUCAAUGAUGUGUGAAACAUGUUUUUUUUCUAGUUUGCCAUUAUAAGAAUAAAGUUUGUGAACAUUU